Messenger RNA from Clupea harengus (Atlantic herring), 1425 nucleotides. It is a transcript of the gene cops8, whose product is annotated as COP9 signalosome subunit 8. Gene Ontology annotation, cellular component: COP9 signalosome. Gene Ontology annotation, biological process: COP9 signalosome assembly; protein deneddylation. Lineage: Eukaryota; Metazoa; Chordata; Actinopteri; Clupeiformes; Clupeidae. The record is from RefSeq and is a predicted model, not a curated record.
CUUCAUACUAACAAGAAUUAGCAGAAGCAGACCCAUGGCUAAUUCAAUGGCGAUAGCUGUUUCACGAUUUUAGUUGUGAAAAUGCCAUCUGCAGUUAUGAUGUCUGAAAAUUUUGACAAACUUCUGGAGCAGUGCGAAACGCAAGAAUUAGAGGCACCUGGUGGAAUUGCCACCCCCCAAGUCUACUCACAACUACUGGCUCUUUAUCUGCUGCACAACGACAUGAACAAUGCUAGAUAUCUUUGGAAGAGGAUCCCUCAAGCUAUCAAAACAGCAAACCCUGAGCUGGCUGCCGUGUGGGCAGUGGGACAGCACAUCUGGCAGAGAGAGUUCCCGGGGAUCUACUCGACCAUCGCCGCAUACCAGUGGUCUGAGGGCAUCGGACCAAUCAUGGAGGCGCUGCAAGAGUCCACCCGCAGGAGAGCCUAUGGGCUAGUGGCCCAGGCCUACACCUCCAUCAUGGCCGAAGACUUUGCUGCGUGUGUGGGGUAUUCUGUUGAGGACGCUGUGAAGGGAGUGGUCAGCCAGGGUUGGCAGGCGGACCCCAACACACGGAUGGUGAUGCCGCAGAAGCCAGAUCCGCCCCCUGUCUCUCUGGUUCCAAACGAACAGCAGCUGGCCAGACUCACUGACUACGUGGCUUUCCUUGAGAACUGAUAGAUGGCUUCCCCCUCCUCUUCUCCUUCCCCUGCGCUUCGACUGCCUCAAAGAUGACACUGCGAGAGCUGUCUCCUCUCCUGAAUCUGGCCUAGAAGGACUUAUUUCGCACAAGGACUCUGCCAUCCAGUGUAAUAUCUGCACACCAUGGUUCAGUUGCACAGCCCAGUCCUCUGCCGACCCAGAGUGCUCCAGUGCUUCACCCCCCCACCCCACCCCACCCCCGCUUACUCCAGAUUGGUUUAUCCUAAAACGUUUUCUUUUCUUUUUUUCUGAUUUUUGUAUUUGUCUCUUUUUUUGCUUGUUGACGUCAUGAUGUGGAAGGUCAAGGCGACACGGAAGGAUGUCGUAAAGUGUUGUGAUGUUAAGCGCUAUCAUAAGAGCAUCGAUGAAGGGUGACUUGUUUCCCAUAAACCGCCUCUGAAACCUAAAACUGUUGUGUGUUUUGUCAGUUGUUAGGCACCGUUAUUUGUGUGGUCCUCCAGCUGUGCUGAAUCUCUCAACAUGUGAUAAAAACACACAACUCUCCAAUUAAAUUCUACAAGAUACAGAUUCAUACUUUGGUUAAUCAUUUUAUAAAGGCAGGUCUAAAUUGAUGUUUGAAUAAUAAAUGAUGGACUAAAGUAAAGGAGGUUUUUAUUAUGGGCAGACUGGAUGAGCUAUUCUGUUGUUUAUUUAACACCAGAAAUGCAACAAUUGUAUUGAUUCUUUGCACUUAAAUAUAUUGGUAAUGACUUGGUGAAACAGGAACUCAAUAAUUCCAUGGUU